This is a messenger RNA of Gordionus sp. m RMFG-2023, 615 nucleotides long. RefSeq names its product small ribosomal subunit protein eS17-like. Lineage: Eukaryota; Metazoa; Nematomorpha; Gordioida; Chordodea; Parachordodidae. Gene Ontology annotation, molecular function: structural constituent of ribosome. Bases 120 to 506 code for a protein of 128 amino acids. The transcript is spliced from 5 exons. Gene Ontology annotation, biological process: translation. The record is from RefSeq and is a predicted model, not a curated record. Gene Ontology annotation, cellular component: ribosome.
GGUAAAAUAUUUUUCUUUUUAAAAUGAAAAAAUUUAUUUUGCAAAUCGACUAUUAGAUAUUUCCCAUUUCACCCGUUUUUAUUGCAAUUUUAUUCGUACCAUUUGGUUUGUGAUUGAUUAUGGGUAGGAUUCGAAACAAAGUAAUAAAAAAAGCUUCAAAAGAGAUAAUCGAAAAAUUUUACACAAAAUUGGGUAUUGAUUUUCAUACCAAUAAAAAAAUUUGCAAUGAGAUAGCUAUAAUUUCCAGUAAACGAUUACGAAACCAAAUUGCUGGGUUUGUAACACAUUUAAUGAAACGAAUCCAAAAAAGGCCAGUUCGGGGAAUUUCCCUCAAACUUCAGGAGGAAGAAAGAGAAAGACAUGAUAACUAUAUUCCAGAGGUAUCAGAAAUAAAAGUUAAUGACAUAGAGAUUGAUGUUGAUACUAAAGAGAUGUUGAAAUUCUUGGAUUUCGAUAAACUUCCAGUACGAGUGGUACAAAUUCAGCCAGUGGGAUUUAAUAAAUAAAUAUAUUAGUCUAUUUAAAUAAAAUUGUGUUGAAUAUAUUUAAAGAAUUAAAUCUAUCCUUUUUUAUUAUAGGUAGUUAUGUGUUUAUUCUAAUAGAAGUGAUAAUUUG